ACAGCGUUUAGAUGAGUCAGAUUGAAAAUCUUAGGAAUGAAGUCGCACAAGUGCGCACGGUAUGGCUAUUAGAGCCUGUACACCAGUGUAUUGAAGCAGGGCAUAGGGUACAAGUUCAUAGACCCACGACGACACCCACCAUACACUGGGGGAACCCAUCCGACAACCGGGACUGAAAAAAAUAACACACAACAUGUUUACACGGACCUAGAUAAACACGUGGUCGAUGCGUAGCGAUAUUUUCACAGUGGCCAAAUACGCAGUGCACUAGUAGUGCUGACUUGAAGCCCUCUGAUGUCAGCUUCGCACAUUCCCCUUGUCGGUUUUGUACGCCCCGAACAGGCGCCGGUCCAAAUACCGACCCCACACCCGCUCCAAAGGACCUUGCCUGACGCAGUAGCUAGCUUGCUGUGCCAGAGAGUCUAGAAACAAAAACAGAGACGUUCUCGGUAAGAUGCGGUGGGUCUACGAUAAAUCAACCAGCAGGUAUAGGAGUGCACCGAUAGUACAACACAGAGGUGCUGUGUGCAGAUGUCUGACGGGACCGUCCCGAAUGUGGAAGUAUUCCCUGCCCGUGGUGCUAGUGCUGCUGCUGGCGUACACCGUCUUCUCCGUACAGCUGCAGUGGAGGUCCGUGACAUGGCGCCAACCAAGGCGGGCCGGCAAGGAAACUUCCACGAGCAAAGUUCUUCAGACCACCCAAAGAGGGAAAUAUGACGCCAUCGACAACACAUCGCGAUCGUGGACGACUGUAGAAUCUGGCAGCACCACUCAUUCCCACAGAACUAUUGUACAGACCGUCCGGCCCACGGGCGCUUCGAACUGCGUCACCCACACAAGCAUUGCGUUCAUCAAGGUACACAAGUGUGGCUCCACCACCCUGCAGAGGAGCUUCCUCCGUUUUGGGUUCACCCAUCGUCUGAACGUCGCGCUCCCCCGGGGACGUGACAGCCCCACCAUCGGGCACGACGGACUCAUCACCCGUGACGACUACGAACCGUCCCCAGGGGGAGCUCGGUGGGACCUGUUCGCCCACCACGGCACCUACAACCGAACUCAGCUACUGCAACUGAUGAAGAAAGACACUAAGUUUAUAACAGUGCUCAGAGAGCCUGUCAGUAGGUUGUUGUCAGCAUUCCACUACUUUCGGAUGGAAAGAUACUUUCCGGGACUUAUGAAUGAAACAGGACAAGGUUCUCCAGUUGUCACUUAUCUGGAUGAUGUGAAAAAGUGGAACAGUGUCUAUGUCCCACCCAAGGAUAGAGAUUUUGCAGAUCACAUUUGCAUUAGGAAUUGUAUGUCAAGAGAUCUUGGCCUUCCCGAGGAAGAUUUUGAUAACAGAACCGCCAUAGACAAAUUCAUCCGUGGUAUUGAACGAGACUUCUCAUUGGUCAUGAUCCUGGAGCAUUUAGACCAAUCAUUGAUCCUGUUACGGCGUCGGAUGUGCUGGCUUUUCGAGGAUAUCAUUUACGACAAUUUGUAUUGGUCAAGAAAGGCGCGGUACCGAAAACGUGACGUCAUCACAGAAGACAGACGACAAAAUUUCAUUGAGGAAAAUUAUGCGGAUUAUUUACUGUACAAGCAUUUCAAAACGGUUCUUUUGGACAUAAUUAAGAAAGAAGGAAAAGAUUUUGAUCCGGAACUGCAACAUUUCAAGAGAAUAAACGCCGUCAUUGGUAGAAACUGUCACACAGUAACAAGACCGAAGAGUUUUAUAUUGGGACCGAGUCAGUGGAACCAACGAAUCCGCAUCUACAACCAUUUCUGCACCUUGAUACGUCAAGAACGGGAAUUUUGGGAUAAGAUGUUUCGCAAAAGAUACAAAGCUAUGAAGAAAACCAUACAUUAACGGAAGGUUUUUAAUUACAUGUAACUUUGAUGUAAAUGCUAUGUAAUAUACCAGAUGUUGUACAUGAUACGGUAGACGUUUAACGAUUAUGGCUAAUUUGUUUGUGUAAAUACAUGUUUUUAUCAUGUCA
Branchiostoma floridae (Florida lancelet) is the source of this 1979-nucleotide messenger RNA. RefSeq names its product galactose-3-O-sulfotransferase 2-like. Gene Ontology annotation, molecular function: galactosylceramide sulfotransferase activity. NCBI's taxonomy places the organism in Eukaryota, Metazoa, Chordata, Leptocardii, Amphioxiformes, Branchiostomatidae. The record is from RefSeq and is a predicted model, not a curated record. The transcript is spliced from 3 exons. The coding region runs from base 455 to 1849 and encodes 464 amino acids. Gene Ontology annotation, cellular component: membrane. Gene Ontology annotation, biological process: glycolipid biosynthetic process.